Messenger RNA from Ruditapes philippinarum (Manila clam), 2416 nucleotides. Its product is annotated as A disintegrin and metalloproteinase with thrombospondin motifs adt-1-like. Bases 68 to 1081 code for a protein of 337 amino acids. The transcript has 6 exons. Gene Ontology annotation, molecular function: protein binding. Lineage: Eukaryota; Metazoa; Mollusca; Bivalvia; Venerida; Veneridae. The record is from RefSeq and is a predicted model, not a curated record.
GAAAACGAUUCAGUUUAAAUCUUCAUUUACAUUAAGAAAUCACAUGCACGUACAUUAGCAGUGAAUCAUGAUUCUCUUAGUGAUUACAAUUAUUUGUUCUUUAUCUGUAAGUCCAAUCUUUGCAGAUAUAAAUGAAAGUGACGGUGAAAAAUGGAACGAAUGGUUGCCAUGGGACGGCUGUUCAUCGCCAUGUAGUACAAGUGACGUAGGAAUUCAAAGUCGUAGACGAACAUGCUCAACUUCAAUAGAUGACGAUGCUUGUAGUGGCGAAUCUGUUGAUUACAGGACUUGCAAAAUAAAGUCUCGUAAUGUACUUGGAGACUGGGGUGCGUGGUUAUCAUGGGAGGGGUGUUCAGUUUCCUGUGAUAUAGGACUUCAAAGACGUAAACGGACAUGUUUAAAUCAACUAUCUGAUGAUGAAGAUGUCCUUUGCACAGGGGAAUCAAUAGAUUUCAAAAUUUGCACGGAAAAAGCAUGUGCAGAUGGUGGAUGGACCAGUUGGAGAGAGUGGAAUUCAUGUAGUGCGACAUGUGGAUGGGGUGUAAGUAAACGCGAAAGAAGCUGUUCGAACCCAAGACCUUCAGUACUAGGACAAUUUUGCGAUGGAAGCCCGGAACAAACGAGAUCGUGUCAGAACAGCCCAUGUUCUGAUGCUCGAAAUGAUACUUCAAACUGUAAAACAACUAUGUGCUCAGACUACGGGGUUGCAUUCACAGCAACAAAUAUCAUCGGUGGAUCGUCAAGACAAACCAUGAAGUUCUUUAGAGUUCCAGUCAAUUAUGGAAAUGAUUUCAGCGGUGCAACCGGAUUAUUCACUUGUAGGAUUCCUGGUCUUUACGCGUUUUCAGUGACACUGUCAAGAGAGGAUGGAAUCUAUGGAAAUGUCCACGCUUAUCUUAGAGUUAGUAAUGUUUCUCCGUUGACACUCUUCAGCCAGAUUGUGGGACAAUACUCGAUGAGCGCUACCGGUACAUAUCACUUGAACAAGAAUGAUGUCGUAUAUGUUGAUGGUAAUCCUAAUUACUUCAAUGGUGGAACAUAUUCUUACUUCUCUGGCUUCCUCAUAAAACCAGACCAAUGAAGUGUUGGAAGUUAAAUAGCAUGUUUCCAAUACAGUCAACUAUUUAAUCAUCGGACUGAAAUAAGGGAAAACUUACUCUUUUUAUCAAUCAAUUUUAUAUCUUCAGAUUCGAUUCAAAGUCUUUUAACCUUCAUUUCAUAUUAUCAUAUUUCUUGCGAAAUUGAUUAUAAUUGCUGUAAAACCAUUGAAUCUUUGUUAAAAGCAGCUAUUUCACCUAUUAACGUUCACAAAUGAUACAGCCGAAAAACUUUAAAUAUUGCACGUUUGUAAAUGGACGUUUAUCAUAUAAUCUAUAUACACGGCUGGAAUCUCUCAAUCAAUGCACUAUUUUUCGUUUUCAUUUAAAUGAAAUUUUAAGCUGUAUAAUAAAAAUUCGUUAUAAAGAUUUCUUAUAGUUUAUAUGAUCGAAUAAAAACGAUUGUUUGCAAAAACAUGUAUCUAAAGGCUGAGAUAAUAUAAGCUUACAGCAUUUUAUACCGGGCCUGUUAAACAAGACAAUAUUAUAUAUGCCAAAAAAUUGUUUCUGUUUAUCAUUUCAAAAGGAUUAAUUUUACUUCACUAAUUUUGCCAUUUCAUCUUAGUUUCACAUUUAAAGAUUGUUAUUUUUAUACAAUGUAAUCAUGUACACGUAACAUGUAGUCUCUUUGAGCGUUUUGUGAUUUUGUAUUACAUGCUAACAGUAAUUUGAAAUUUAUUUUGAUUCAUCUAUUUAAGCCCAAAGGCUCAUUUAGGAUAAAAUCUUAGGAUAUACUUACUGAAGUUAAAGAAUCAUUAAACAUUGCAGAUAAUCAAAAUUAUCAUUAUCAGAAGAUGACAACUCUUUUCAAUGCGGCAGAUGUUAAUUAAUAGACAAUGUUAACUAUUUUGUUCAACAUAUAACGGUAUUAUCAUGACUUUUUAGUUACUAAAAUUGAUAAUGAACAGUAUGUUAACUAGGAUAAUUUAUCUUCUGACUUUAUACCGUUUAUGCUAAUUUUGGAUAGCGUAUCAUCUUUAGAACUACAAUGUCAAGAAAUAACGUUGACUCAGUCUAUUUAUGAUAAUGAAUAUGUAAUGUCCAUAAAAAUUACCCCCCCUCAAAAUCACAAAAGUGAUUUCAAAAAUGAUAUCCAAGAUUGUGUUAUCUUAUGAAGCAUUGCAUGAUAGGAAAAUCAACUAACCAAAUGUUUGCCUUAUAACGUACAUUUUUAUUCAAAUUAGUAUAGAAUCUUAAAUAAAAGGAAAUUGUUCAUAAAAUCACUAUUUCACGGCAACUGCAUGAAAACCGCUCAGGACUGAUGGCUUAUUUGUGGUAUAUCUUUUGUGUUAUUAUGACUACCCCCAAAAACAUACAUA